Messenger RNA from Acanthoscelides obtectus, 75 nucleotides. The record is from the annotation of a GenBank genome assembly. Lineage: Eukaryota; Metazoa; Arthropoda; Insecta; Coleoptera; Chrysomelidae.
AUGCCAGCUGCCACCAAGAAGAGUGCAUGGCCACCAAGAUCUCCAGACCUCAACAGUUUAGAUUUCUUUUUGUGA